AUCAGCUGUUUUGGUGGGGAGACUUGUGCAACAACAUUGAACGUGCGCUCGCGAGCAAAAACCAAAAAAAAACUUCAAUAAAACUUUGCACCCACACAAUGCAUUUAACCAUAGUGAAUUUCUUUAAAAAGACGGUGCCGGGUCACAUAUUCCGUGGCAAGCGGCGUCUUGUCAAACCAGUGAGCAAACGUGCCAUGGAGACACUGACCCGUGAAUAUGAACGACAGGAGCAGAUCAUGUUUCUGUUGCGGCAUCCCUAUCUUACACAGGAACAAUCAGCGGGCCAUGCCAAGGAGCUGCAGAAGCACGAGAAAUUGGUCACCAAGUGGACGGAGGCACAAACGUUGAGCAAGAUGAAGCCACAUGUGACGAUCGAGGAGCGUCUCAAUCAGCUGAAGGUCAAGGAGGCGUGGGAUUAGAACUUGUUCAACACAAUUUAAAUUUUUAGAAUAAAUCACAGUUACACAUAA
Drosophila nasuta is the source of this 470-nucleotide messenger RNA. Its product is annotated as large ribosomal subunit protein mL63. The transcript is spliced from 2 exons. Gene Ontology annotation, biological process: mitochondrial translation. Bases 99 to 419 code for a protein of 106 amino acids. Gene Ontology annotation, molecular function: structural constituent of ribosome. Lineage: Eukaryota; Metazoa; Arthropoda; Insecta; Diptera; Drosophilidae. The record is from RefSeq and is a predicted model, not a curated record. Gene Ontology annotation, cellular component: mitochondrial ribosome.